Molecule: messenger RNA, 2943 nt
Organism: Zingiber officinale
Lineage: Eukaryota; Viridiplantae; Streptophyta; Magnoliopsida; Zingiberales; Zingiberaceae
Product: cytochrome P450 94B3-like
Exons: 3
Coding region: 1-2571 (856 amino acids)
Molecular function (GO): monooxygenase activity; heme binding; oxidoreductase activity, acting on paired donors, with incorporation or reduction of molecular oxygen
Source: RefSeq, a predicted model, not a curated record
AUGACGGCCAACCCCGUCCAUGUAGAGCACAUCCUCUGCGACCACUUCGAGCUCUACCCCAAAGGACCCCGCUUCAUCUCUUUACUCCAUGGCUUCCUCGGCGACGGCAUCUUCAAUUCCAACGGAGAAGCGUGGCGCCUCCAACACAAGACUACCAGCUUCGAGUUUAACACCAAAUCACUCAGCUCCUUCGUCCUCCGCAUCGUCCACGACGAGCUUCUCGCCCGUCUCCUACCCCGCCGCAACCAAGCCGCCACACAAGGCAUUGUCCUCGGCCUCCAGGAUCUCCUAGAGCACUUCUCAUUCGACAACAUCUGCAAGGUCUCCUUCAACCAAGACCCUGCUUGUCUCUCCCCCGACAUCGCAGCCGCUGCGCAGGACCCCUUCUCCUCCCGCUUUGCGUGCGCCUUCGACGACGCAUCCGACAAGCUCCAGUCGGACCACUCCGAAGACUUCCUUCGAGACAUCGUCGUCAGCUUUAUGCUCGCAGGGAAGGACACCACCUCCUCCGCCCUCACCUGGUUCUUCUGGCUCCUUUCCUCGCACCCCAAGAUGGAGGCCAAGAUCCUGGCCGAGAUCAAGUCCAUCCACGCGCGGCGCCACUCCUUUGACGACGAUGCGUUCGGCUUCGAGGAUCUCCGCGAGAUGAACUACCUGCAUGCCUCCAUCACGGAGUCGAUGCAGUUGUACGCUCCAGUGCCCUUCAACUCACUUCACUGCCUGGCCGACGACGUGCUCCCGAACGGGACGACGGUGAAGAAGGGGUGGUUCGUGUCCUACGCAUCGUACUCGAUGGGUCGGAUGGAGGCCCUAUGGGGGUCGAAUUUCGAUGAGUUCAAGCUGGAAAGGUCGUUGGAGGCGGAGACAGAUACGUUCUGGCCGGAGAGUCCUUUCAAGUACCCAAUGUUCCAGGGGGGCCGCAUAUGUGCCUGGGGAAGGAGAUGGUCAAAGCUCACGAUCAUGUUCACUGCAACGUUGAUGGAGCUUCGAUUCCUACCGCCUCAAUCCCAAUCCAUUCUCCUCUUCCUCUUCUCCCUCUCCAUCCUCUACUUCUUCUUCUUCAUCUUCCGUCGCUCCACUCCCGACGGCGUCCCGGCGUACCCUCCCGGCCUCGAGCCGUAUCCUCUCCUCGGCCACCUCCCCCAGUUCGUCAAGAACCGUCGCCGCCUUCUCGAUUGGUUCGCAGAGUGCAUCGCGGCUACGCCCUCCAAUUCCUUCGUCCUCUGCCGCCCUGGCGGCGUCCGUGGCCUCAUGACAGCCAACCCCGUCCAUGUAGAGCACAUCCUCCGCGGCCGCUUCGAGCUCUACCCCAAGGGACCCCGCGUCACCUCCUUACUCCAUGACUUCCUCGGCGACGGCAUCUUCAAUUCCGACGGCGAAUCGUGGCGCCUCCAGCGUAAGACUGCCAGCUUCGAGUUCAACACUAAGUCGCUCCGCUCCUUCGUACUACGCGUCGUCCGCGACGAGCUCCUCGCCCGCCUCCUACCCCGCCUCAACCAAGCCGCCGCACAAGGCGUUGUCCUCGACCUCCAGGAUCUCCUGGAGCGCUUCGCGUUCGACAACAUCUGCAAGGUCGCCUUCAACCAAGACCCCGCCUGUCUCUCCCCCGACACCGCCACCGCAGCGCAGGACCCCUUCUCCUCCCGCUUUGCGAGCGCCUUCAACGACGCCUCCGACAUCACCUCCGGCCGGUUCCGAUACGUCGUGCCGAAAUUCUGGAUGGUGAAGAAGCUGUUCGGCGUGGGUUCAGAGCGGCGUCUCAAAGAGGCGAUUACUACCGUGCACGAGUUCGCCGUGAAAAUUAUUCGAGCGAAGAAGAAAGAGAAGCAGACAUACUCUGUUUCGAAGCCAUCUUCUCUGUUCAAAGCAGAUGAUUUGCUAUCCCGCUUCGUGGCCAACGAGGACCACUCCGAAGACUUCCUUCGAGACAUCGUCGUCAGCUUUAUGCUCGCAGGGAAGGACACCACCUCCUCCGCCCUCACCUGGUUCUUCUGGCUCCUUUCCUCGCACCCGGAGGUGGAGGCCAAGAUCCUGGCCGAGAUCAAGUCCAUCCGCGCGCGGCGCCACUCCUCUGACGACGAUGAGUUCGGCUUCGAGGAUCUCCGCGAGAUGAACUACCUGCAUGCCUCCAUCACGGAGUCGAUGCGGUUGUACCCUCCGGUGCCCUCCAACUCGCUUCACUGCCAGGACGACGACGUGUUCCCGGACGGGACGGCGGUGAAGAAGGGGUGGUUCGUGUCCUACUCGUCGUAUUCUAUGGGGAGGAUGGAGGCCCUAUGGGGGUCGGAUUUCGAUGAGUUCAAACCCGAAAGGUGGUUGGAGGCGGAGACUGGGUCGUUCCGGCCGGAGAGCCCUUUCAAGUACCCAGUGUUCCACGGGGGGCCGCGGAUGUGCCUGGGGAAGGAUAUGGCGUACAUCCAGAUGAAGUCAAUCGCGGCGUGCGUGCUGGAGAGGUUCGUGGUGACGGUGGUGAGGGAAAAGGAGGCGCCGCCGCCGGAGAAAAUGGUGACGCUGACGUUGAAAAUGAAGGGCGGCCUGCCGGUGCGCGUGGUGGGUAGGGAGAAAUGCUAGCGCUGAUUGCGAGGCGGGGAUUGCCUGCUACCCAUCAUAAUUUAUUAUGAUCCUAAUACGGUUAUUAUAAAUAAUAUUUAAUAACAGUUUGAUAUCAUAUUUUAUAUUAUUUUAUAUUUAUUAUUAUAAAUUAUAUCUAUAAUCAUAAUAAUAAGAUAGAAAUUAGCUUUUUUUAUUUUUAUUUUCUAUUUCGGUUGCAAUGACAUUACGUAAUUAGUGGGUCUAGGAUAUUUGUUUUUUAUUUUACCUCUUAUAUUUCAAAAUAUUAUAUUUUUCCCUUCUAAUUUACAAAAUUAAACUACAAAAAUCUUAAUCUUAAAGCAAUAUCUUCUUUCAUUCAAAAUUUAAACUUUUCCGUAGCAUCUAUUACAU